CGCUGUACCAGAAUAACAGCUCUCUGCCUCCUGUGACACAUUACUGUCUGUCAGAGCUGAGCCGAGCAGCAGCAGUCUCUCUCUUCAGGAGGAGAAGUGGAGCUCUUCUAGAGGAGACACAAGAGCACACUCAAGAACAGCAACGACUUGGCUGCUAUUUUUUUGUCUACGAGUUUCUAUUUGUGAGAUAUGAGUCAGCGUAACACAACAUUCAAGCUUGCCAGCUAGUGGUGUGUGAUCUGGAGGGAGAGGAAAGGACAGCAGACAACAUGGAGCUGUCUGAUGGCUUGCUGCUGCAGGUCAACAAUGGAGAGCAGUGGUGCAACCGCUGGAAACAUCCCAACGAUGACUCGGACCGCAGCACCAGCCCCUCAGUCCUGCGCUGCGUUGCCAGCACGUGGAAGGAGGGCCUGCUGAACAGAAAGAGGCCCUUUGUGGGCCGUUGCUGUCACUCCUGUACACCGCAGAGCUGGGAGAAACUGUUCAACCCUAGCAUCCCAUCUCUGGGACUGCGCAACGUCAUCUACAUUAAUGAGACCCACACCAGACAGCGGGGCUGGCUGGCGCGCAGGCUGAGUUAUGUGCUGUUUGUCAUGGAGAGAGACGUCAACAAGGACAUGUUCUGCAGGAACGUAGUGGACAACGUGCUCAACAACAGCAGGGUGGAGAGUUCUAUUGUGAAGGUAGCCACAGAUUUGGACGCUGCAGCCAGCCAGCCCAACCUGGAUCACAAAGCAGUCAGUAAAGUGAAGCAGAAAGCCAGGGCCUUCCUUCAGGAGAUGGUGGCCAACAUUUCACCGGCCUUCAUCAGGCUGACAGGGUGGGUCCUCCUGAGGCUCUUUAAUGGUUUCUUCUGGAGCAUCCAGAUCCACAAGGGCCAGCUGGAAAUGGUCAAGAAAGCUGCUACAGAGCAAAAUGUGCCCAUGGUCUUCCUCCCCGUUCACAAAUCCCACAUCGACUACCUGCUCAUCACCUUGAUCCUGUUCUGUCACAACAUCAAAGCCCCACACAUCGCUGCUGGAAACAACCUGAGCAUCCCCAUCCUCAGCACCCUUAUCCGUAAACUUGGAGGGUUCUUCAUACGACGGAAAAUGGAGGAGACGGGGGAUGGGAAGAAAGACAUUCUGUACAGAUCGCUCUUACAUGCGUAUACGGAGGAGUUGUUGCGUCAGCAGCAAUUUCUGGAGGUCUACCUGGAGGGUACCCGUUCCCGCAGCGGUAAGCCGUCCACAGCGCGUGCAGGCAUGCUGUCCAUCGUGGUAGACACAAUGUGCGACGGGUCGAUCGCAGACGUGCUGGUGGUGCCAGUUGGCAUCUCUUACGAUCGUAUUAUUGAGGGCAACUACAAUAGCGAGCAGCUGGGCAAACCUAAGAAGAAUGAGAGUUUGUGGGGGAUAGCAUGCGGAGUCUUCAGGAUGCUGAGGAAGAACUACGGUUGCGUCCGAGUUGACUUCAACCAGCCCUUCUCCCUAAAGGAGUACCUGGACUCCCAGAGAAGCCGCCAUAUUCCACCAGCCGUGUCCCUGGAGCACACCUUGAUGCCCAUCAUUAUUUCUGCACAACCUGAUGCUCAGCUGUUUGAAGGGCAGGAGGAGGAGAGAGAGCUGCCCGAUGACAUCUUGAGACGACAACUUAUUAACAACCUGGCCAAGCACGUCCUCUUCACGGCUAAUAAGUCAUCAGCGAUCAUGUCUACCCACAUUGUAGCCUGUCUGCUGCUGUACAGACACAGACAGGGGGUGGUGUUGUCCAAGCUGGUGGAAGACUUCUUCAACAUGAAGGAGGAGAUCCUGUCUAGGGACUUCGACCUGGGCUUUUCGGGGAACUCCGAGGACGUGGUCAUGCGCGCCCUGCACCUGCUGGGAAACUGCGUCAACGUGACCAGCAGCGCAAACCGCAACGGCGAGUUCACCAUCGCGCCCAGCCAAACUGUACCAGCGCUUUUCGAGCUCAACUUCUACAGCAAUGGCCUUUUCCAUGUCUUCAUUUCUGACGCACUCAUUGCCUGCAGCAUCCUGUCACUGCAGCGAGAGCUGCUCGCGGAAUCAGAGUCCGAUCACCCGCCCGGUGGUCCCAAUAGCCUCCCUCUGAGUCAGGAGAGACUCAUCCGCAAAGCUGCCGGGCUCUCCCACUUCCUCAUCAAUGAGGUGGCAGUGGCACCACCCUGUCAGACUAUUUACCAGGUUUUCCACGAUGCAGUGACCCGGCUCAUUCAAUAUGGAGUUCUCUACGUAGCAGAGGAGGACCAGGAGGAACUGAGUCCCAGCCCCACAGAGGAACCGUGGCCCAAAAAGUUCCCCGAACCCCUUUCAUGGAGAAGUGACGAGGAGGACGAGGACAGUGACUUCGGAGAGGAGCAGAGAGAUCGCUACCUAAAGGUGAGCGUUGCAGCAGAGCACCAGGAGUUCUUCGUCUUCCUACAGCGACUCGUCAGCCCGGUGUUGGAGGCCUACAGCGGCGCCGCGAUCUUUGUCCACAGCCUGAGUCAGCCAAUGGCGGAGUCCGACUACACCCAGAGGCUGUUCAGAUACCUGCUCACCCGCACAGAGAGAGGAGUGGCUGCUUAUGGUGAAAGUGCAACUCAUUACCUGGUGAAGAACACAGUGAAGACAUUCAAAGAGCUCGGGGUCCUGAAGCAGAGAAGAGAGAACCAGGUGACGACUCUGGAGCUGAGCAGCACCUUUCUACCUCAGGCCAAUCGGAACAAACUCCUGCAGUACAUCUUAGGUUUCACUCUUCUGUGACCGACACUCCUUUCAGCCCAGCUCGGACCCCAGGCUCCUUCCAAUAAAGGGCUUCUACUGGUUACUUCGAAACAAUCCCAGGUGCUACUCUGUGGAAAGCUUUACCAGGAAGUGCCUUCACGUAACAGCCGCUAACUGUAAGCUGUUAGCCGGAAGAGACUUGAAGCCAGUCUUCCCUUUUUUUUGUUGCAGUCUAUGACUCCCUGUCUUAGAACUGUGCAGCUGAUAAAACACGUGUAUCGCUCUUUGAAGAGGUACCUCUAGGGAUCAUCCUCUCUUUGUGAACUUUGCCGUCAGUCAUGAGGUUUUAAUAUGAUCGAAAAUUUUAAACUAUCAGAAAAUAUACUCAAAGCAGGUUAGCAAAUGAGAAUCACUUUUACAGCAACCCGAACAAAGCAAGCUGCCUUUCGUCUAUACAAGUGAACAAGCAAAAUAUGCAUAGAAAAUAAUGGUGAACAUAACCAACAAUGAAGACAUUUUUAUGUUAACUCUGCUUGUUUGUAAAUCUGCUGUAAUUCUCCAGUGCACUCCACUAUCAACAUGUCAAAAUGUAGUUUGAUGAAAGGCUAAUUUUCAAAUCCCUGUACAUAGGCCACAAGUACAAUGUCUCUCAUUUGUAGUGCAUUUAAAUAAAUGCACUCUGGUGUCAUUAAAUCUAAUAAUGUAGGAGCAUUAAAUAGAAAGAUUUGUCCCUGCAAGAUGCGUACAUAUCUAAAUUUUCGUUUGCAAAACUAAAUGUCAAAAUCUAAUCCUCCUUAUAGACAGCUUUGGACAGUUAUACUCCACAGUUAAUGGUUUAAGAUAUCAAAAGUAUACGUAGCAAAUCAGUUAAACUGAGCAAAAAAUAUCUACUCGGCAAACGCAAAAUGUACCUGUUGAAAGUCCGGCGCAGUUGAAGCCUAAAAUCACACAAGCAUCUCCAGUUAAGUGCAUUCAAAUCGCUUAUUUCUAAGUGCAUUCAGUUACACUUUUCGUCAUGGGUUUUGACGUAAAAGUAAUCUCUGUGUUUGCGUGACACCUUUUUCACUCUGAAUGAAAUGAAUGUUGCAUAGCACAGCACUUAAAAUACUCAAUACCAGCCAUCACAUCCACUUCAGUUCAAAUGCAGCAAGCUCAGAAACUCUUUGGUCAUGCCCUUCAGGGAAAGUAGAGAUUUUGGGAUCAUCACCAUAGAAACACACAAGCCGUUUUCAGCGUCACUGCUAAAAGAGAAAUGGUCGGGCAUUCGCAAAAAACAGAGGAACGGUAUAGUGUGUUAAAAAAAAAAAAAACGGUACAUAUCCACUGUGUAGUCCACUUGAACAAAAGGUCACGUCUGUAAUAGUUGGCGUUUCU
Sebastes umbrosus (honeycomb rockfish) is the source of this 4079-nucleotide messenger RNA. It is a transcript of the gene gpam, whose product is annotated as glycerol-3-phosphate acyltransferase, mitochondrial. Lineage: Eukaryota; Metazoa; Chordata; Actinopteri; Perciformes; Sebastidae. Gene Ontology annotation, molecular function: glycerol-3-phosphate O-acyltransferase activity. The transcript has 21 exons. The coding region runs from base 270 to 2744 and encodes 824 amino acids. The record is from RefSeq and is a predicted model, not a curated record. Gene Ontology annotation, biological process: phospholipid biosynthetic process. Gene Ontology annotation, cellular component: plasma membrane; mitochondrial membrane.